This is a messenger RNA of Limulus polyphemus (Atlantic horseshoe crab), 2336 nucleotides long. Its product is annotated as homeobox protein six1b-like. Gene Ontology annotation, molecular function: DNA-binding transcription factor activity, RNA polymerase II-specific; RNA polymerase II cis-regulatory region sequence-specific DNA binding. The transcript has 2 exons. Gene Ontology annotation, cellular component: transcription regulator complex; nucleus. Gene Ontology annotation, biological process: regulation of transcription by RNA polymerase II. The record is from RefSeq and is a predicted model, not a curated record. Bases 301 to 1392 code for a protein of 363 amino acids. NCBI's taxonomy places the organism in Eukaryota, Metazoa, Arthropoda, Merostomata, Xiphosura, Limulidae.
AUCGGCCUACUUUGAAUUAUCAUAACCUACCUUGUACUUCUGUGCUUUCUACGUGUGUGGGGGUUGAUCAUCCUUAGCGAGUCAGAUAGUACGUGCGGGAUUGAGAAAUUUGUGUAACAAUCUAGCCUCUGGAUAACGACGAUCCAAGCAAGCUGAAAGAAAGAACAAGACAGUUAAUAAGUCUAAUUCUUAAGCCUCGUCGUCUGUAAGGACUAUUUCAAUGCCAAAUCUUAUUAUCUAUCUACGUUGAUCAGUUGAAAUGAGUGUGGCCAUGUGUUAGUGUGUGUGUGUAGUUAAUCGAUGCUUCUGGGCCUUAUGAACGACGGGAUAUCUCCAUUGCAGCCUGCUGCCCUCUCCCUAAACGGCAGUGGAGUUUCGCCCCAUGCGAGCUGCCCUAAUGCCAGUCCGGCGUCUCCUGUUAUACCGUCGUUUGGUUUCACGCAGGAACAGGUUGCUUGCGUCUGCGAAGUCCUGCAGCAAUCGGGGAACAUAGACCGUUUGGGUCGUUUUCUUUGGUCACUCCCUGCUUGUGAACAUCUCCAAAAGAACGAGAGUGUAUUGAAAGCAAGAGCUCUUGUGGCCUUUCAUCGAAAUAACUUCAAGGAGUUGUACCGUAUUUUAGAAAGCCACAACUUUACGCCAGCUUCCCACCCCAAGUUACAAGCUCUUUGGCUUAAGGCGCAUUACAUCGAAGCUGAGCGGAUCCGCGGCCGGCCACUGGGAGCAGUCGGGAAAUAUCGCAUCCGUAGGAAAUUCCCCCUUCCCCGAACCAUCUGGGACGGAGAGGAAACCAGUUAUUGCUUUAAGGAGAAGUCCCGAAACGUACUUCGAGAGUGGUACGCGCACAAUCCCUAUCCCUCCCCUCGAGAAAAACGGGAGCUUGCCGAAGCUACAGGACUUACAACCACGCAGGUCAGUAACUGGUUCAAAAACCGCCGACAGAGGGAUAGGGCAGCGGAAGCAAAAGACAGGGACGGUGGCGAUAGGUCCAAGAACACUGGUUCUGGUCUUGACACUGGACAGGACACAGAGCCUGAGACAAUAGACAAAAAUGACCACAAGUCGGCCAACGACCCUUUCUUGCAGACUUCCGAUUCCGAACAAGCGAACAGUCACGAUGAGAUGUCUUUCUGCAACGAUAUUAAGCCCGUACUUCAUCCGGUAACUACCACAGGCCCUGGGCUAGACCUUCCGCCCGCGGCUACCAUCACAGGUUUAGCCUCCGCUCUGUCAUUGGUUCAUGCUCACUCUUCGCCUAACGAUAACACCUCUACUGGCGCGUUUCGAGUGGAUAGUGUCACCGACGGACAGUCAGCGGUUCCUGGCAGCUUCUUGGCUACACAAUUGAGUGACCUCGGAUUAGGCCUAGCAGCGGCCUAUCACUCUUUAUAAUAUUCUUAUGCUUGGACUUAACAAUAAAAGUAUUUUAUGAAAAUAUCAUCGUGGAUCUUCAUUCCCAAGAAUGGGUCUAUAUGUACUUACGAGCAGAACAGAGCUCUUAAUGAUUAUGGUCCCAUUUGAGCGAUAUUUAUAGUCUUUUGGUUUUAGAAGAGCCCGAAACGUCCGUUGUUUAACAAGCAGACGAUCAGGGACCCCUCUGGCAUACCCAAGUCUGUUUUUUUGUUAACAGCUGUGCGAUGGGGUAUUUGUGUGUAUAUAUCACAGUGCGAUGGAUGAGAGCUAUUCCCGCUGCCUGCAUUUCUCAAGGAAAACUAAUUUGGAAUAAAACACGCCAAAGUUCAGCUUACAAGCACACCCAGUUUAGGUAGAGGUUGGUAUAACGUGAAAGGAGUGUAAAAAUAGAGCAGAGUUAGGCUUAACGGAGACGUCUCACCGCUUCGUUCUUCACGGUUAUGUUGAUAAUUUCGUUGCACUGUGGGACCCAUAAGAAAUUCACAGUUUAGUCUAACGUCAUGCCACACUUGUAAACAACCAGUUCUAUACGGAAUAAACAUAAUUUUAUCAAACGAAUCUUAAAGUUAACUUACAUUCUAUAUACCGUUGUGAAAACUAAGCAAACAAUUUCAGUAAAAAAAGGAUUAUUUUUUAAUUGUCACGUCAUUUUGUACUAAGGUAUUGGUAAAUGAGAAAUUAAUUUAAGAAUACUUUACAAAUUAUUAUUUAAUUUCUACAUCCGAUCGCACAUAUAUAUAUAUGUAAAGAGUAAACAAGUAAUUUCACUUGUGUACCAUCUAAUAGAAUAUGGGUGAUCCGGGAUAUUGUAGUUUUCUAAAUUUUAAGGCGUGCAAAUGUACUUAUAAAUAUAAACCAACUAAACGUUCUCAUAAAGUUGUAAUCAAUGGUAAUAUGCUGUAAUAAACUUAUUUUAAAUAAAA